Molecule: messenger RNA, 1835 nt
Organism: Myxocyprinus asiaticus (Chinese sucker)
Lineage: Eukaryota; Metazoa; Chordata; Actinopteri; Cypriniformes; Catostomidae
Product: keratin, type II cytoskeletal 8-like
Exons: 11
Coding region: 16-1683 (555 amino acids)
Biological process (GO): intermediate filament organization; keratinization
Cellular component (GO): keratin filament
Molecular function (GO): structural constituent of skin epidermis
Source: RefSeq, a predicted model, not a curated record
CAAUCACAGCUUUAUAUGCAGAGACAACUACAGCAUCCUAACCAGCCCAACACAGCAACAACAACCAGUGGCUUCCGUUAUCCAGAGAUGUUGAGCAUGAAGAAAACUGUGAGGUCCUACAGCAGUCAGUCCUCAGUGGGUAUGAGCAACAAAAGCUUCUCCUCAUGGAGCUCCUUUGGGAGUGGAGCAAGGGGUGCUGUUGAGGGUUUUAAGGUUGUUGGUGGGUACAAAUCAAGUUCUGGGAUUUAUGGAGGUGGUCUGGAGUUUGGGUAUGGGAUGGGCAUGGUGUCAAGAGAAGGUUGGGGCUCUGCUCCAACCGUUUACCCUCCAAUUACAGCUGUAAAAGUCAAUGAAAAUCUCCUAGCACCUCUGAACCUGGAGAUUGACCCUAACAUCCAAGCCAUCAGGACUGAAGAGAAAGAACAGAUCAAGACACUCAACAAUCGCUUUGCUUCAUUCAUUGACAAAGUACGUUUCCUGGAACAGCAAAACAAGAUGCUGGAGACCAAAUGGAGUCUCUUGCAGGAACAGACCAACAACCAAUCCAGCACUGAUGUUAUGUUUGAGAACUACAUUGCAAAUAUGCACAGACAGCUGGACAGACUAGGCAAUGAGAAGCUCCAUCUGGAGUCUGGCCUUCGUGACAUGACCAGCCUGGUUGAAAACUUAAAGAGCAAGUAUGAAGAUGAAAUUAACAAGCGGAAUGACAGUGAAAACAACUUUGUGCUCCUUAAAAAGGACACUGAUAGUGCAUACCUGAAUAAAGUGGGGUUGGAAUGUAAACUGGACAUCCUAACAGAUGAGCUUGACUUCCUUAGGCAGAUUUAUGAGGAGGACCUACAUGAGCUCCAGUCACAGAUCAAGGACACAUCAGUUACUGUGGAGAUGGACAACAGGAGAAAUCUGGACAUGGAUUCAAUUGUGACAGAAGUUCGUGCUCAGUAUGAGGAGAUUGCCAAUCGCAACCGUGCCGAAGCAGAGAGCUGGUACAAACAGAAGUAUGAAGAAAUGCAGUUGUCGACCACCAAACAUGGAGAUGAUUUAAAAAGCACAAAAGCUGAAAUUGCAGAAUACAAUCGUAAAAUUUCCCGUAUACAGUCUGAAAUGGAAAUGAUUAAAGGCCAGCAUUCAAACCACGAGGCUCAGAUCACUGAGGCAGAGGAGCGUGGUGAGCUAGCUGUGCGAGAUGCAAAACAGCGUCUCCAAGAGCUCGAGGCAGCUCUUCUGAGAGCAAAACAGGAUAUGGCUCGCCAGGUACGCGAGUACCAAUCAUUAAUGAACAUCAAACUUGCCCUGGACAUUGAGAUCGCCACUUAUAGGAAACUCCUGGAAGGAGAGGAGAGCAGGCUGUAUGGUAGAUUCCAGAAUCUUUCCAUCUCUAAACAAAUAUCCUUCAGCUAUGACCUCGAAAGCAGCCACCUUACAAGUGUCUCAUCACAAAGUGUUGGGAAAGAUGUUCUUGACACAGGCCUGGUGAAGAAGGAAGUCAUGAUUGCUGAGCGUGACAGUGGCAUCGUGGCAAAUGAGAGUUAUAAAGCUGCCACGUUCACCAGCAGCACCGCCACAGUCACCAAAAGCACAAAGACCAUCAUCAUCACCAAUGAGACAGAGAAGAAAUUGGUAGCUACAGAGAGCAUUGUGGAAGUUAUGGAAAAGUCUGCAGAAGAGGAUGUUAUUGAAUGACUGAUGAAUAGAUGAAUAGAAUGUCCUGUGCACAAGGCCAUCGCUUGAAAUUACAGGGCAAGGAGAGUGUCCACUGUGUCCUUCGUUAAGGCAUGGCAGACCAAAAUGUUUUACAUAAUAUGUGAAUAGUAAGUAAAAAAAAAAAAAAAAAA